Pseudoliparis swirei is the source of this 1047-nucleotide messenger RNA. It is a transcript of the gene fam81b, whose product is annotated as family with sequence similarity 81 member B. The coding region runs from base 1 to 1047 and encodes 348 amino acids. The transcript has 8 exons. NCBI's taxonomy places the organism in Eukaryota, Metazoa, Chordata, Actinopteri, Perciformes, Liparidae. The record is from RefSeq and is a predicted model, not a curated record.
AUGUCACACAGGUUAAAGUUACAGCCCUACCAGAACCCCAACAGUCCUGGCGUCUCGGAGGGCGGUCUGCGCAGCCAGGAGAGGACUCUGGCUGCGCUGCUGGAUCAGGCCUCCAGGAUCCAACGGGACGUGGCAGCAGGCCUGCAGGUCGAGGCACUGCCCCGCAAGCUGCUGGAGAGUCACAUACUGACCAUGACACACAUUGUGAAGCAGCUGAGCACGGACAUACAGGCCCUGCAGAGACAGAUGGCCCAGCGGGACUCCAUCACCUCUGGAACUGCAAUGGCUGUUCGAAGCCUGGACCAGAAGAGCGUAGCGGUCAUCGGAGACCUGCGAGGCCGAGUAGCCAGGUGCGAUGCCAGCAUCGCCACGCUGAGCGCCGACAUGAGCGGCGCCGAGCAGCGGCUGGUUCGACUGCAGCAGGAGACGGCAGAGCUCCGGUCAGCCGAGGACACGCGGCUCAAAGAGCUUCACGUCAAGCUCCAUCACGACCUGUGGAGGCUGGAGGCCUCGGUGGCAGAACAUUCACAGGAACACAAGAUCUCUCUGGCUGACCUGCAGACACAAGUUAGACUCCUGGAAACCAGGAUGUCAGGUGACCUGCAGGAGGCCCAGGAGAAGGCGGAUUCUCUGAGCGAGCGGACAGACCAACAGUUCCGCAGCUUGGCCCAGACGCGUGCGGCGAGCAGCCGGCAGCGCCGCACACAGCUGCAGGACAACAAGCUAGAGGCUGAUUCUAGAUCAGCUGCCCGGCUCCGGGCUCUGGAGGCCCGUGUGGAGCAGCUUGAGGCCCGGCGAGAUCAGACCCACCGCAGCCGGGCGGAGCGGCCCAAACGCUCAGGACCCACUCUCGGUGACAGAGAGACCUCAGCGGAGAGCAGCCUCCGUUGUGAGCUGCAGCUGCUCAAACAGGAAUACCACAAAGGGUUCCUGGCUGUGCAUGCUGCAAUUAAGUCCCUGAGGCAGAUAGGCGACAUCAAAUCCCGCCUCGACAAGGAGAAGCUUCAGAAGGACAUCAGCGAUGUCUGCGGCAAGCUGGCUCGAUGA